Molecule: messenger RNA, 1695 nt
Organism: Sipha flava (yellow sugarcane aphid)
Lineage: Eukaryota; Metazoa; Arthropoda; Insecta; Hemiptera; Aphididae
Gene: Mlp60A
Product: muscle LIM protein 1
Exons: 12
Coding region: 143-1630 (495 amino acids)
Biological process (GO): sarcomere organization; muscle tissue development
Cellular component (GO): nucleus; Z disc; cytoplasm
Molecular function (GO): actinin binding; structural constituent of muscle
Source: RefSeq, a predicted model, not a curated record
CUUUUAGUUGGGACACAAGCAAUACAUAUACAGCACUUUGAUUAAAGUUUGAGCACAUUUACAAAAGCGAAGCUGAAUACGACAGUGCACAUUCACUGUUUACCAAGUUUUAUUUGUAAAUUCAUCUACAUCAGCACCCAAAAUGCCUUUUGUCGCAAUCGAACACCCAAAAUGCCCCAAAUGCUCCAAAUCGGUGUAUGCUGCUGAAGAACGAAUUGCCGGAGGAUACAAAUGGCAUAAAAUGUGCUUCAAAUGUGGAUUAUGUGGCAAGUUUUUGGAUUCCACAAAUUGUGCAGAACACGAAAAAGAGAUUUACUGUAAAAAUUGCCAUGGAAGGAAAUACGGACCUAAAGGAUAUGGAUUCGGUGGUGGAGCAGGAUGCCUAAGUACAGACAGUGGUGAACAUCUUGAAAAUACAUCAUAUUAUCAUAAUUCUAAUGCUGCUUUGGAAUCGAGGUCUGUUUCCAAAGCUCCCGAUGGAGAUGGAUGUCCACGUUGCGGUGGAUUUGUGUACAUGGCUGAGAAAAUGUUAGCCAAAGGCAGAUCAUGGCAUAGAGAGUGUUUCAAAUGUUCUACAUGCAAGAAACGUUUGGACUCAGUUAACUGUUGUGAAGGUUCUGAUAAAGAUAUUUACUGUAAAGUAUGCUACGGCAAAAAAUUUGGGCCAAAGGGUUACGGUUAUGGUCAAGGAGCAGGAGCUCUUCAAAGCGAUCCCUCUUAUAAUGGGAAUGUCAGUACAUCUCGUGCUCCAAUUAUUGAUUCAAGUACUACUUCUAUAAAGGCGAAACCAGGAGAAGGAUGUCCACGUUGUGGCGGAGUAGUCUUUGCCGCUGAACAAGUACUUGCUAAGGGUAAUGAAUGGCAUAGAAAAUGUUUCAAAUGCAAAGAUUGCAACAAGACUUUGGAUUCGAUAAUUGCUUGUGAUGGUCCAGACCGUGAUGUGUACUGUAAAACUUGCUAUGGUAAAAAAUGGGGUCCUCAUGGUUAUGGAUUUGCUUGUGGAUCAGGAUUCCUCCAAACAGAUGGAUUGACCGACGAACAAAUAUCAGCUUCGCGACCAUUUUUUAAUCCCGAUACUACGUCUAUUAAAGCAGCAAAUGGAGAAGGAUGUCCGAGAUGUGGAGGAAAAGUAUUUGCAGCUGAACAACAAUUGGCUAAAGGCACAAUGUGGCACAAGAUAUGCUUUAAUUGUUCUACUUGCCAUCGGCCAUUAGACUCUACAUUAGCUUGUGAUGGACCCGACAAGGAAAUUUACUGUCGACCGUGCUAUGGAAAACAAUUUGGACCCAAAGGAUUUGGAUAUGGACAUUCGCCAACUUUGGUCUCCACAAAAGGAGAAUCUACAACUUUAUUCUCGGAAGCGAGACCGACAUCUGGAAUUAAGAGUAGAAAUGGCGGUGGUUGCUUGAGAUGUGGAUAUGAAGUUUACGCAGCUGAACAGAUGAUUAGUAAAAAUAAGGUUUGGCACAAGAGAUGUUUUACUUGUGCCGAUUGCAGCAAAUCGUUAGAUUCAAUGAACGUGAACGAUGGUCCAGAUGGCGACAUACAUUGCAAACCUUGUUAUGCUAAAUUUUUCGGGCCAAAAGGUUGCGGCUUCGGUUUGGGUGCUGGUGUUCUAUCUACAGCAUAAAUAUUACAAUAACCAAAAAAUAUGCAAACUAAAAUCCAAAGAAUAUAACUUUUUAAACAAAUUUU